AUGCUAGCUCGAGGUCUUCUUGUGCUGGUCAGCAUUGCUGCCUUCUUUUCCGAGCCGGCUCGCUCCCAGCAAGGAACAGACCUGACUAUCCUUCCCGGAGCACGCGGCACGGCUGUCGUGGAGGCUACCGUGUCGAAGAUCGAUCGCCUGACGGCACUGAACACGGAUCUGCGCGCAAACUACAGGUUCAUUCGGCGCAUCGCUUGGGUUGAAACCGCUGACGGAACUGCGUCCAUCACCUACGAUUGCGAUAUGUACCACGGCGGAAUAUGGAGAGUGGACCGCUCUGUCUAUGACAUCACCUUCGGAUUGUACAACAACCCGAGUUACGCUUCCAUCUUUAAUGACAUCCAGCAGAUCCUGGGCAUAAACUGGAGCCGGAGUACUUGGCGAGACUGUCGUAAACCUCUGUAUUCGGCCGUGGCUGCUCGGCUGUAUUUUCACAGUCUAAGCCCACAUUUUAUUAUCCCAGGAGGACUGAAUAAUCAAGCGUCAUUAUGGAGAGUUGGAUACCACGAUCAACCGACAGGUACGGUGGAGAAUUUCAUCAGGAAGGUCCGAGCUCUUGAAAGUGAAGAAUGCGUCCAAGACAUAGAUCUUGUCUUUGUCUUGGAUAGUUCAGGGAGUGUGGGAUCUACUGACUUUGAGCAGACCAAGAACUUCGUAUCAAAUGUCGUGGACAACUUCAACAUCAGUGCGCACGAGACCCGCGUUGUGUACACUUGCCACAUCGAAUCAACCGGUAAAUCGAAUGAGUGUGGGGUUCAAACAGAGUGUGAAGUUGGUGACAUCUUAGAAUUCCUGGCACAGGUGAGCGUAAACGUCGUCAAGACUGUCGACAACGUUCUCAAUCUGCCUAACGAAAUCUUCGAAAAGAGUGAUGAUGAUGCUGCUGGAAGGAUCCUCCAAACCUUCGAGACACAGCUGACGUACAUCCAGGAAAACCUGACGAUUGACAACCUGUCGAACCUAGCUGUUGAUGUCGUCGUACUUGGCCCAGAUUUAGACACCGAUUCCGGCAUAAGCUACGCUAGCAUCCCUAGAGGCGGGUUCCUCGAUGACACACUGCAGAACAAUGAGGGUCAGUUGAGUUCGGUGACCGAACCACGGGAUGACGCCGAAGCAUUCAUUGGUCUUCCCGGAGAAGCUCUGAAAUUGGAUGAUGAACAAGGUUCCAGGAUAAAUUUGCCUGUUGUUUUCGCCGUGUACCAGACCUCAAAACUGUUUCAGUUAGCCACACCCGAGUCGCUAAGCUUUCCUGACGGGAGACAACUGUUAGUGAACAGUCGCAUCGUAUCAGCUAUCGUCGGAGACCGAGAUCAAAUCAUUGAAAACCUGAUGAGCCCUGUUGUAGCGUCUUUCAUUUCUCUGGACACAUCACUGACAGGUGAGUCAAUCUGUGUCUUCUGGGACACUGCUGCCAGCAACUGGUCCACUGAGGGAUGUUCUCAGUCCACGGUCAACCCUGGUCAACGUCCCGUGGCCUGUGACUGCAAUCACUUGACUAACUUCGCUAUUCUACUGAGUUAUUAUGGUGAUAUUGACAAUUUUGCGUUGGAUAUCAUCAGCAAGGUCGGCUGUGCAGUAUCGAUCGGGGCGCUGCUUCUGACUAUUAUGGCUUGCUUGGUGCAUGGUGAGCUUAGAAACAACCCGGCGAAGAAGUCCGUGAUCAACCUGUGCGUAUCCCUGCUAGCCUUGUAUGCCGUCUUUCUGGCCGGUAUAGAACAGGCUCAGUCCCCGGUCACCUGUGUCAUCAUGGGCGCUCUGAUCCACUACUUCUUUCUGACCUCCGUCUGCUGGGCCUCGGCCGAGGCGCUGAAUCUUUUCUACCUGCUUGUCAUCACGCGCAGGGGACUGAUGACUGGAUAUCUGUUGAAGAUGCUGCUGUUCUGUUGGGGUUUGCCAAUGGUGAUCGUGGCCUGCACGUUCGUGGUGCCGUAUUUGGUCACUGGACAGUGGGAACUCGAGGACGAAUACUGCUUCUUAACACCUGGCAACGCACUCUACUUUUGCGUCCUCCUCCCAGUUGGCAUGAUGCUGCUCUUCAACGUCUUCAUCUUCAUCCUCCUCGUGCGUCGUCUCGUCUGUCAGCGCAUCGAGUCCUCAGUAACCCGCCGUGAGACCCACCUAGAUGCCUCCAUCCGUCACGGUAGACUCAUGCUGCCCAUAAGUCUACUGCUGGGGGCGACUUGGUUAGUGGGUUUCCUGGCGGUUGAGGAUGCAACCUACUUCUUCCAGUGGAUCUUUGCCGUACUCAACUCACUGCUUGGCCUGGCUAUCUUCCUGCUCUUCAUUGUUGGGAAGAAGACGGGGAGGAAAGGGCUUGGGAAGCUGAUCUGCGUCGAUCAGAUCAGGAAGAUGACAAGCACCCAGUCAUCAUCUGCAAUCCGUGGAAGCACGCCCCAUGGCGUUGAUGUCGCAUCAACAUAACUGAUACAAAUGACAAGAUAUACACAUUGAGACGAU
This is a messenger RNA of Patiria miniata (bat star), 2466 nucleotides long. RefSeq names its product adhesion G-protein coupled receptor G7-like. The transcript has 12 exons. Gene Ontology annotation, cellular component: membrane. Gene Ontology annotation, biological process: cell surface receptor signaling pathway; G protein-coupled receptor signaling pathway. The record is from RefSeq and is a predicted model, not a curated record. NCBI's taxonomy places the organism in Eukaryota, Metazoa, Echinodermata, Asteroidea, Valvatida, Asterinidae. The coding region runs from base 1 to 2430 and encodes 809 amino acids. Gene Ontology annotation, molecular function: G protein-coupled receptor activity.